CGACGGAGGCGAGGCGGCGCCGGCGAUGAGGGCGCUGAUGCUUAAUCAGUCGCUGGCCCCCGCCGCCAACGGCACACAGAUGCCAUCCGAGUUGGAGACGCUGCAGCACGUGCUUGACCCGCUGCAGUUCUACUACACGCCGCUGAUCGUGGUGCUCGGCACGGGAGGCAACGUGGCGUCGAUGCUGGUGCUGUUCCUGACCAAGCUGCGUGGCCAGUCGUCCAGCUACUACCUGUCGGCGCUGGCGGCCAGCGACACCGGCUUCCUGCUGACCCAGCUGGUCGCCUGGCUGGAGAACGUGGAUGUGCCGCUGUUCGUGCAGCCGGUGGUGUGCCAGCUAACGCAGUACGUGGCCAGCUGCUGCAGCUUCCUCAGUCCCUGGUUUGUGGUCGGUUUCACGGUGGAGCGGUUCGUGGCCGUGUGCUACCCGCUGCACCGGCCCAGCUUCUGCACGGUGCACCGCGCCAAACUGCUGGUAGGCGGCCUGACGGCGGUGGCGGCCGUCUCCAACACGUACACGCUGGUCAUCAUUCGGCCGGCGGCCAUCGCCAACCGCCACCAGGUGGUCUGCGACGUGGACUUUGACCGCUACCCGAGCGUCGGCUUCUGGCUGAUGGGCGCCGACGUACUGGCCACGUUGGUGCUGCCGUUCCUGCUGAUCGUGCUGCUGAACGUGCAGAUCGCGCGCGCCAUCUGCCGGCUGGAGCUGGUGCGGCGCAUGAUGUACGUCACAUCGGCCGAGCAGGGCACGCCGCGCGCCAACAGCCAGCAGAAGAUCACCAAGAUGCUGCUCAUCGUGUCGUCUGUCUUCCUGAUGCUCAACCUGCCCUUCUACGUGAUGCGCAUCUGGGCCUUCAUCGCAACACUGACCGGCUCGACGCCGGACGUCAGCGUCUGGCUGGUGGUCGCCCAGGCCGCCGCCAACAGCCUGUUCCAGCUCAACUUCGGCAUCAACUUCCUGCUGUACUGUGUGUCGGGUCAGAACUUCCGACGCGCUGUGCGCUCGCUGUUUUGCGGGCCGCGCCGCUCCGUCUCCUCGCGCAGCAGCUCGACGCUGACGGAGCACAUACCGCUGACGUCCCGCUGUCGCCGCUCGGUCGGCGCCGUCUGCGCCAGCGGCGUGCCCAAGCGACCUGUGGUACGCGGCUCGCCGCUCUAGGGUCGCGCCCAGUCACAUCCCGUCCGUCGUCGGCCGGCUCGUCGACCAGGCGACCACCGACCGUGCGGACCGCUCACUUUGCGACGGCAUGCGAGUCGCACCGCGCUCGCCACGGCCGAC
Molecule: messenger RNA, 1279 nt
Organism: Pollicipes pollicipes
Lineage: Eukaryota; Metazoa; Arthropoda; Thecostraca; Pollicipedomorpha; Pollicipedidae
Product: neuropeptides capa receptor-like
Exons: 2
Coding region: 26-1159 (377 amino acids)
Biological process (GO): G protein-coupled receptor signaling pathway
Cellular component (GO): plasma membrane
Molecular function (GO): G protein-coupled receptor activity
Source: RefSeq, a predicted model, not a curated record